Molecule: messenger RNA, 2339 nt
Organism: Aquila chrysaetos chrysaetos
Lineage: Eukaryota; Metazoa; Chordata; Aves; Accipitriformes; Accipitridae
Gene: KANSL2
Product: KAT8 regulatory NSL complex subunit 2
Exons: 10
Coding region: 222-1847 (541 amino acids)
Cellular component (GO): NSL complex
Source: RefSeq, a predicted model, not a curated record
AUGAAGGGAUAGGGUUUGUAUUGGGCAUUAUGGGGCUGGUGGGCUGUGUAUGGAAGGGAGCAUUGUACCCUGGGAGGGUAUGGAGCUGUGGGAUUCGUGCGCUGGGAGGAAAGGGUCCUGCACUGGGGUGAUGGGGGUAGAGGGGUAUCUCUCAGACAUAUAUCCUCCCCCUGGCCACAGUGCUGCCAGGCAGCAGCGCUUGUGCCCGCACCUUGGCAUGGAUGUUGCUGCUUGGUAGCUCAGGUGUUGGCAUGAACAGAAUUCGGAUCCAUGUUUUGCCAUCAAGCCGAGGACGCCUCACUCCUGUGCCGCGGCCACAGGAGCCUCUGUCCUGUGCCUUCACCCACCGCCAGUGCUCCCAGCCGCGGCUGGAGGGGCAGGAGUUUUGUAUUAAGCACAUUCUUGAAGACAGGAGUGCCCCUUUCAAGCAGUGCAGUUAUGUUUCAACAAAGAAUGGAAAGCGGUGUCCCAACGCUGCGCCCAAACCAGAGAAGAAAGAUGGUGCGUCGUUCUGUGCGGAGCAUGCCCGUAGGAACGCUCUGGCACUCCAAGCUCAGAUGAAGAAGUCCAGUCCUGGGCCUGUAAGCGAGACUCUCCUUUGCCAGCUUAGCUCUUAUGCCAAAACAGAGCUGGGCUCUCAGACUGCAGAGAGCAGCCGCAGCGAAGCCAGUCGGAUCCUAGAUGAGGACAGCUGGAGUGAUGGUGAGCAGGACCCUAUCACAGUGGACCAGACGUGGCGAGGGGACCCAGACAGUGAGGCUGACAGCAUCGAUAGUGACCAGGAGGAUCCCUUGAAGCAUGCUGGUGUAUACACAGCUGAGGAGGUGGCUUUGAUCAUGCGAGAGAAGCUAAUUCGCCUGCAGUCUCUCUAUAUUGACCAGUUCAAACGGCUCCAGCACCUUCUGAAGGAGAAGAAGCGCCGAUACCUGCACAGCCGCAAGGGAGAGCAUGAAGCCAUAGGCAGCAGCCUUCUGACAGGCCCGGAGGGGCUGAUGGCCAAGGAGCGUGAGAACCUGAAGCGCCUGAAGUGCCUGCGCCGCUACCGGCAGCGCUAUGGCGUGGAGGCCCUGCUCCACCGGCAGCUGAAGGAGCGCAGGAUGCUGGCGACCGAUGGCGCUGCCCAGCAGGCGCACACCACCCGCUCCAGCCAGAGGUGCUUGGCCUUUGUCGACGAUGUCCGAUGCUCGAACCAGUCCCUCCCGAUGACCAGGCACUGCCUUACGCACAUCUGUCAGGACGCUAAUCAGACUCUGUUCAAACCGUGUCAAGGCUCUGAGGAAGUGCCCUGCAACAAGCCAGUCCCCGUGAGCCUUUCGGAGGAUCCGUGCUGCCCGCUCCAUCUCCGUUUGCCUCCGCAGAUGUACGUACCCGAGCAGGUGCUGGCUGUCCCUGAGGAGCUGGAAGCUGCCCCCACAGAUCUGUACUUGAGUGCUGCUGAGCUCCAGCCCACGGAGAGCUUGCCCCUGGAGUUCAGCGAUGACUUGGACGUGGUGGGCGAUGGCAUGCAGUGUCCUCCAUCCCCUCUGCUCUUUGAUCCUUCUGUGGCCCUCGAUCAGUCCCUUAGAGACGUUGCCGAGGCCCCCAUAGACAUACUGGCCCUGGAGGAGCCUUCCCACCCAGGUCUCUCUCUGCAGACGGUGCCGACGGACAGAGGGAGCUCCUCUGCUCACAUCUUCUCCCCAGCCACCGAGCCUCCGGCCAAGCUGCCUGCACAGCAGAGUCACCUGCCGCUGGCAGCGUGCCGGCUGGGGCCCAGGGACGACAGACGGCCGGAGGAAGCCACCACCUCCACCCAGACCCGUGGAGCAGCCGCUAACGGGAGCCUGGAACCGGGGUCCGUGAGCUGAGACUGGCUGCACGCGGCAUCUCUGCGCUCCCUUGCGAAUCCUCGCUCGCGCCGAGUCACGGCGGAGCCAGUUGGUGGGACGCGUGUGGAAACCUGCAGGCGCCGGCGUCCUCGCCCAGCACGGGGCUGAACUGCAGCUCCAGCUCCUCUGCAGGGGUGAUUCCUGGAGCGGUGGGGGCUGAAACCCCGGAGUGGGGACCCCAGACCCUCUUUCCCCCCACUCUGCCUGCCCUUGUGGUGGGGAGUCCUGCGGCUGCCAGGCUAGCCAGGGGAGAAGCCACAGAGGGACUCGGGGAAAAGGGCAGAGCUGCUCUCCACGCUCACUGGGGUUUUGGGGUCCUUUGCUGUGGGGAAUGGUCUGUGUCUCAUGUUGCCCCCCCGAGGGGGGGGGGUUCUGAGGCCAGGGGUGGUCUGCGAGCCCUGUAAUGUUUUCAGUCCGGGGAGGAGGUUUCCAUCCUGCGGGUAACCCCCACAAUAAAGCGAUGGAGGUGGG